UCGCAACGCUUUCGAAGCAACAAAUGUCAUUGACUCGGCUUAUCGGCGCCAUUUUGUAUUCUAUUUCGUUGCGCUUCACAUAGUGGGUGGUUUUCUAUUUCGCAUCUGUUUUAAAUCUGUUUAUACGCUAAAAUCAGGAAAGAUGAGCGAAGACGGAGAAAGAUCCAAAGAUCGUUCUCGCCGGGGGGACAGACAAAGCCGGUUUGCCGAAAACUCGAGGGACCGCAGCGUGGACAGAGGCCGAGAUCGUGGAGGCUCCAAUAAAUCAUCUGUAAACAGAGUGUAUGUAUCAAAUAUACCUUAUGAAUACCGCUGGCAAGAUAUGAAAGAUCUUUUCCGUGAUCAAGUUGGUGACGUAUCGUUUGUUGAAAUGUUUGUCGAUGAUCAUGAUAAGCCUAGGGGUUGUGGUAUUGUCGAAUUUUCUGAUCCUUCUUCUGUUAAGAAAUGUCUUGAGGUUAUGCAGCGGUACGAGGUCAAGGGCCGUAAACUUGUCAUUAAAGAGGACAGUGGCAACAUGAGGGACAAGCAAGGCAAUGUCAUCGGAGGCAAGAGGUCUCGUAAUGAGGACAGGUACAGGGAGGAUAGAGAGAAGAACCGCGGUAGCGGCGGGUUAGGAAAUGCUCUUCGUCAGGAUGAUGGCAAGUGGGGCAAUACUUAUGGUCUAAGUCCACAUUUUCUUGAAUCCCUGUUUAUUGACGCUCCUCUCGUUAACAGGGUUUUUGUUGCUAAUCUGGAAUACAACGUCGACAAAAAGAAGUUGAAAGAAGUGUUUCGUCUAGCUGGUAGAGUCAUCAGGGUUGAUCUCCCUGUAGAUAAAGAAGGAAGAAGUCGCGGUUUUGCCGUGGUAGAAUUUGAUCACCCAGUGGAAGCUGUCCAAGCCAUUUCCAUGUUCCACAAUCAGGUGUUAAAUGACCGAUCCAUGACAGUUCGCAUGGAUAGGGCGAACGAAAGCUUGAAACUACCGGAAGGUUUGAAGGCCGUAGGUAUGGGUUUGGGCCAAAACGGCGAACCACUCCGCAACGUCGCUCACAACUUGCCCAACAGCGGCAACGCAGCCCAGGCUGGUUCGGGGAUUUUGGGAGCUGUACCCAACAACCCCCUCUCGGUGGCGAGCGCAUUGAGUGGAUUGAGUAAUGUGCAAGCUUUGAGCAGUUUAAACGCCGCUAAUUUGACAGGUCUGACGUCGAACUUUCUUCAGAACGGCUUAGGGGGAACCACCGACCUACAGUCGUUAAUGAACACGAAUGGUGGUAUUUUGUCGGCGGCUGCGCAAACGCAACAGCAGAUUUCCGCUUUACAAAACGCAGCUUCCAGUAACUUGGGGGGUGGCGCUGGAUUAAACCUUAAUGCUGGAACCGGUACUGGAUCGACACAGAGCGCUUUUGGAAGGGCAAGCGAUACAUACAACCCCAAUGCUCCAGUGACGUACCCUACGAAUUACGGCAGUAGCGGAAGGGGCAAUAGUUAUCAGCAAAGCAGUUUCGGAACAACAAACAAUCUGAUGAAGUCCAAUUCUGACAGCAAGAGUUUUUCAAGAAAGAUAUUAAUCUCUAAUCUCCCACCUUCGGCAUCCUUUAAACUCCUUCAGGAGAAACUAAAUGAAUUUGGCGAGGUUUCCUACUGGGAGGAGAAGGGUGCUGGCAGUUUCCUCAUUGUAUAUGGAAACGAAUGGCAGGCAGAGAGAGCUAUCAAAAACCUGGACAAAGCAAGAAUAGACGGUAGAUAUAUCGAAGCGAGAACAUAUUAUUAGAUGUAAGGUUAGUUUUUAAACGUUCGGUGGGUCUACUUGGAAACAAAUGUUCGUUUUUGUUUAAUGGCAAAGUCGUAUUUUUUUUGUAGACACAUUGUUUACAUAUUGUAAGUUUUUGGUUUUAAGAAAACUUGGUUUGAUUUUCGUAGGCGGUGUCUCACUAUAUAUUAGUAUUUAUGUCAUUUUAUAUAAUUAACCAGUCAACAAAUGUUGUGAAUAUUUAAUUGUAUUUAGAAAUAAAUAAAUACUUUGAGAUUUUA
Messenger RNA from Sitophilus oryzae (rice weevil), 2010 nucleotides. It is a transcript of the gene rump, whose product is annotated as myelin expression factor 2. Gene Ontology annotation, cellular component: nucleus; cytoplasm; post-mRNA release spliceosomal complex. Lineage: Eukaryota; Metazoa; Arthropoda; Insecta; Coleoptera; Curculionidae. Gene Ontology annotation, molecular function: mRNA binding. Bases 143 to 1750 code for a protein of 535 amino acids. The record is from RefSeq and is a predicted model, not a curated record. The transcript is spliced from 8 exons. Gene Ontology annotation, biological process: regulation of mRNA stability involved in response to oxidative stress.